Trypanosoma grayi is the source of this 1761-nucleotide messenger RNA. RefSeq names its product protein phosphatase 2C. The record is from RefSeq and is a predicted model, not a curated record. The coding region runs from base 1 to 1761 and encodes 586 amino acids. The transcript has a single exon. Gene Ontology annotation, biological process: protein dephosphorylation. Lineage: Eukaryota; Euglenozoa; Kinetoplastea; Trypanosomatida; Trypanosomatidae. Gene Ontology annotation, molecular function: protein serine/threonine phosphatase activity.
AUGUUCCAGGCGUUCCCGCUGCAGCAUAAAAAGAUGCUUCGACUGUCGCUGCCAUUCAUUAGCGUUGGGUUUUGUGAGGUGAUGAACUGCGCAACACGGGAUAAUAUGAGCUCCUUUGCUGUCCAUAACACACAUAACAGGGGGGCCUACCCUACACCUGCCGCCAACACCAAGAGCAGGAGCGGUGAUAACUCCAAUGUCGAUGAGGCGACAUUGCCUGUCGCGGUGCCUUUUAUGGCGGAUGCUGUUGCAGGCGGUAUGUGCGACAGCUUUACAGGACACCACUGUUCGCGCUCUGUUGCGCAGUAUCUGGCGUGGGCACUCGGCAUUCACUCUGUGCUUCCGGGAGCCAUUGCGGAGCUCCGCCGUGAGUUGAAGGACGACCCUAUUAUUGCCUUAAUGAUGUCAGCAUUGUCUCGUGAGCGCGCACUGCACGGCACAAAUGCAGACCAGCGUGUGGUCCGCCGUAUUUUCUCGGAGUGGGAAAUGCAGCAGUACGCGAUGUUUGCUGAUAGUGCAUUUUUUGAUGCGUGCCGCAAAGAUAUGUUCCCAGCUGGUGAACGAAAGAGGGAUGACGGACUGCGAGAAAACAUGGUGGCAAACAGUGGCUGCCGUGCUGUGUGGUUCACAGCUGCUGUGGCACCGUUUGGACUGCAGGAGCAGCGGCGCUGCGGGAGUGGUGAAUUGAGCCACAGAGGCGCCGCACCCCCACCCGAACGGUGGGUGGAAACAAGAACCGACGUAAAGAGAGCAACGGCGAAGCAAAUUGCUGAAAGUGCGACCGAGAGCAGUGCCCCCUCACCUCGUUUCUGCCUCGAUGUGUUGGUGAGCAACGUCGGCGACUCGCGCGCCUUUGGCAUUCAACGUCAUCCACUCUCGCAGGGAGAGCGCAGCACCCUCGACCCGUUGCGGGAGCGCAUCGUGCCCCUCAGCGCAGAUCACAAGCCGCUGCGCACACAAGAGCUCCGCCGAAUUCUGAAAGCUGGAGGAGAAGUGCGAUCCGAUGUGGGCAACAUCAUUGACGGCAAUCCGUUCUAUAACAUCUCUCGAAGCUUUGGCCACUGGUCAAUGAAAUGCGACUCGAGGCGGGCACCGAGCGAGCAGAAGAUCAUUGCGCUUCCAACGUGCAGCUCAUGGGAGAUGCUCGCGGGUGAUGUGCUUGUCCUCUGUAAUCACGCCGUCUUUGAAACACGCUUACAAGAGGACACAUCGGUGGAUGAGCUGGCCAAGGUGGUUCGGCGGGAACUCGACCGUGGUGCAUCACCGGAGGAGGCCGCUGGCACUGUCUGUGACUACGCAAUUCGGUUCGGCGCACAGCACUCCCUGCAAGUUGUGGUUGCUGUAGCAACAGAUGACGGUAGCACUAGCAGCUGUAGCGAAGCCCAGCGAGAAGAGUGGGUGACGCCUGGCCCCAUCUACGCUGAGCCGUGCCGACGAUUACCGGAGUACCGGCAGGCUUUGCAGGCGGACUGUGAACGCUGUGGUGUGACGCUCGCCGAGUUGCUGCUGCUGCGCUGGCGGCGGGUACGGGACGUUCUUCACCUCCGCCACGCGCUUCCGCUCAUGCCGUACUAUGGAAAAGAGUGCUCCAUCCUGCAGCAAAGCAUGGACGAGGAGGCCGAACUGUUUGGCCAGGAGUCGUUGCCCCCGCCUGGCCAAAACAUCGAUGAGCUGACGGAGAAGGAUUGGCAGUGCAUCGCCAAAACAUUUGAGAAGUUGUCUCGGUUGCUUAUGGCUCCAACCGCACCUUUAGCGGUCUAG